AUGAGUGAAUUUUGGCACAAAUUGGGAUGCUGUGUGGUAGAGAAACCCCAGCCGAAAAAGAAGAGGAGACUGAUUGAUCGAAACAUGAUUGGGGAACCAAUGAAUUUUGUCCAUCUGACUCAUAUUGGCUCUGGGGAGAUGGAGGCUGGAGAUGGACUUGCCAUGACAGGUGCAGUUCAGGAGCAAAUGAGAUCUAAAGGAAACCGAGACAGGCCAUGGAGCAAUUCUAGGGGCUUGUAG
Elephantulus edwardii (Cape elephant shrew) is the source of this 240-nucleotide messenger RNA. RefSeq names its product CDC42 small effector 1 (gene CDC42SE1). Gene Ontology annotation, biological process: regulation of Rho protein signal transduction. Gene Ontology annotation, molecular function: small GTPase binding. Bases 1 to 240 code for a protein of 79 amino acids. Gene Ontology annotation, cellular component: plasma membrane. Lineage: Eukaryota; Metazoa; Chordata; Mammalia; Macroscelidea; Macroscelididae. The transcript has 3 exons. The record is from RefSeq and is a predicted model, not a curated record.